CCUAAACAAAAAAAUUAUAUUGCCCAACAAUCCAAAAGAGCAAGAUUCUACUUCUUGGUCGACCUUCGCCAUACCAACUGGAUUCACUCUAUUUUCCAUUCACUAUACGAUUGUAUUCUUAUCGAGCCUUCCUUAAAUACCAACAGAAGUUACCACUAAUAUGCCAGAACUACUUCGCCACAAGAAAUCGAUCACAAUGAUGAAGAUAACAACGACACCAACUGCAGUUACAGUAGGAACGCCUUCUUCUCCUUCCGCUUCUCUCUUAACAAUAACACCAACACCAACAACACCUCCAUCCAAGCCUUUACCCAUUGCAACCGCUGCAGCCAUCAUGGUGUCAACAACAACAACAACUGGCAAAGCCGCGACAGUAGCGGCAGUGCUUGGAAGAGACGAUCAAUCUUCAUCGUCUUCUGCAUCGACUUCUCCCAUCUCUUUGACAGCCUCUUCUCCAACCACAACAAUAUCACCAGCUUCGACACAGCCUCUAUCACCCAUUUUGGUCAACGGCCUCGAAACAUCAUUUUUUGACCAGGCUACAGAAGCUCUGUCGCCGCAAAGGCCAAGAUUAUCACCAUCAUCCUCGUCAUCAUCACUAUCACUAUCACUAUCAUUCUCAUCCUCACCAUCAUCAUCAUUCACUAAUCCUGAUGAACAGUCUGCCAUCCUCACUGCGGUUCUCCAUAAAAAAGAUUCGGGUACCUCAAUGGCUUCAACCGCAACAGCGGUAGAAACAGGAGCGGAAGCAGAAUCAACAGAGACAGAUGUUUAUCCUCCUGAAGUCUUUGAAGCAGGUACCAGCAAGGGAAACGACAUCACUGGCACUGCUCAUAUCAACUGCAACAGCAGGAAUUUGGCCAGAAAAGCCUCCGCAAGGCGGGUUCCUCAACCAGAUACCGCUGGUCAAUAUUCCGCCACGAUUGCCGCACCCACAGGUCGUGUCCUGACUCGUCCUCUUUCAACCUCCAAGCUCUCCUCCGAUCCAACUGCGGCGCCUCAUAUCCUUCCAAUUCAACGUAACAACCUUGCAGGAUUUAAUCUCGCCACGUUGGGGCAGCUGUCCCCCUCUGCUUCCACUGCCGCUGCAGGAGGAAUGAUGACGAUGUCACGGUCCGAGACACUAGCAUUCUUAAACGCGAACUCAAAUAACUCAUACUUCACUGUCCAUCCAGGAUCCUCAUCCCGCGUGAGUAGUCAAUAUGGGGAUUUACACGGACCAAUGCAAGGAGGGACGGGGACUUCUGGAACUGCAACACAAAACUUAGAUGGCAUUGUGUUGCCAACGACGCAACCCGGCAGUAACAGCCGAACGACCAUGUGUGGAUCUGAUGCAAUCUCAUUGUUGGACUUGGAAGACUCCCAUAAUGAUCUGGUCAUGAUCGACAGUAAUGGCAAUAGUUCCGGAAGCGGUGUAGUCGGCCCUGCUAUCGUGGGCGAGACCAUUGCCUCUGCUUCAGCAUUUGUUACAAGCAGUAGUGCCGGUAGUAAUGGUAGUGCUAACCAUCGUCAUUUAUCAGGUCCACAGCACCAUAACGGAACGCUCUCUACAUCCUCUGCAGCGCGUUUAAGCGGCAUCGUAGGGUCCGGCAGCGGAAGUGGCAACGGAGGUGGAUUGCAUUUGAGUUCAUCAUCGAGUCAUUUAGCUGGAGGGCCAUUACCUUGCCCUCCUUCUUCUUCCAAUAAUCAUAACAAUAAUAAUGGGCCGCGAGCAUCGCUUCCAUCACUGACGUCACAAGCAAAACGAGACGCGAUGCAACGUGCAGCCAUGAUUGCAGCAAUGCAGCAGAAUGGUGGAACCAAAAUUCUAGCGGCUCAGCGUGUAGGAAGGCGACAGGAUCGUCCAAGCAGGAACAUUCGCUUUGGGGAAUUCCAUCGAAUCUGCGAGAUUGAACAUGAGUUCGAUCAAGGAAAGCCUCUGAUUGCCAAUGGAAGGAUAUUGAUACACACAGCGCGUGCUUUUCGGAUUGAAGAAAACUGUGAAAAACGCGAAGAACUGUUGUAUCUGUUCUCAGAUGUCCUGGUAACGGGAACCAAACUACCAACGCUUCCAUCAGGCAAAAGCACAAACAAAAUUGACAACGAUGGCCACAAGCAGGGCCUUGAGCAGCAUAUAUCAUCCACAUCCUCAACAGCACAAAAUCACAGUGACGUAUCUAACUCUACAGAGAUAGUCAACUCUGACAACAGCGUUUCUUACAACAAAAAGGAUAUCUCAGAUGCAGUACAACAGGAGCUACUUAUGAAAACAUUUAUAGACAAAACUGAACGAAAUGCCCCAGGCUCUACAACGUCCAAUAACGAAAUGCGCUCGGAGAACCCAUAUGCUGGACAUUUGAAAAAUCAACAUAUCUCGAGAUUGACUCAAGUACAAGCGGAUGCGGUCGAAGAUGAUGAACGACCACUGCUCAAGAUCUCGGCUCCACAACUUUCGUUACUCCUACUAUUCGAAUCGACUCCAAUUCGAGAUAGCUUUUUGGCGCUGAUCAAUGAGACGAUUGUAGCCCACAAACAUCAUCUUCUCUUCCAAUCCAAGUACUUGGCAGAUCUCAAAAAGUUCAAGCGACAUUCCGCCUUCUCAUUCGACACUUCAUUCCUUAAGACCUGGGGCAUUCCUGGAGGCCUCAAUCUUGGAUCUAUCAAAAUCAACAAUAAUUUUAAUAAUGGCAGCGGUAAUGGCGCCGUUGGGCCGAAUGGUACUUCUUUCACAGCUUCGCCUGUGACCUCUCCAGGCGGUAGCGCAUUUGAUCCAUUCCAUUAUCAACAGUUCUUGAACUUGAACCGGCCGCAGUCUAUGGCAGGAAGCCUCUUUAAUUUCGCACUCAAUGGUGGAGCCUUCUCUCCGUUUACUUCUGGCGAUCAUAGCAAGGAAAGCUCCUAUGCGACACUAAGAGGAACAAGUGCAGCGAACGCGCUACAAUAUCAUCACCAGCAGCAGCAACAGAUCCUUCAACAGCAACUUAAGAACCGACCCCCCUCAUGGAUGACUGGCGCUUCAACAGGACGUCCUGGCAUUGAUAGGACCCUUUCUGGUUCAGCUUUUGAUGCUUUAUGGUUCAUGAAGGGUAACAAUGGUGGUUACGGAGGAGGCGACCAGAACAAGCCACGCAGAUCCGCUAUUGAAGUUGUCUCUGCUCCAUUCUCUUCAGCACACGGAGAUGGUGAAGGCAAGAGGAAGAAUGCAGAGGACGACAGUGAAAGCUCAGGAUCUGCAGCUUCAUCGCUUUACUCAUCUUCCUCAAGUACUAACCUCAGUAACCUUGUUGCUACCACUGCCACUGGCUCUGAAAGCAACGGUGGCGAUAAUAAGAAUAGUCAAAAUCAGGAUAACAAUAACAGUGGUAACAGUUAUAACAGCAAGCAGACCUUGAGCCGUGCCUCCGGAUACAUCCUGCCUUCCAGCAAUAAUUCGACAAUGAUGAUGACGGGAACCCUACGAAAUGGAUCAGACUGGGUGCGAGAUGAGGAUGCAGCUGUCUGUAUGGUAUGCUCAGUUACCAAGUUUGGAGUUUUGGUCCGCAAGCAUCACUGCCGAUUGUGUGGCCGAGUUAUCUGCUGGAAGUGUUGUCAAAUGAAAGGCGUAGCCCUGGUUGGUGAUGUCUCUGCAGGAAACAUGAUUCCGUCUGAACUUCGUAAACCCAUUCGUGUAUGCCUUGAUUGUAUUGAGCAAGAUGCACUCCAAGAUCAACACCAACAAAAGCAGCAGCCGCAACCACAGCAGCCACAACAACCAGAGCAAUCACAACAGCAGCAUUCUCCGGUCUCGACCUCUUUCCCAUUUCAAGGAGUUUUUGGUCGUUUGAUGAGCUCUACAAGCACAAGCCCACAACUUGUCACUUCGAUCUCUAAUACAUCGGCUAACAGUACAGUCGCGAUGUCUCAAGCUCAUUCACAGAUGCCAUUUUAUCCACGUGGAGGCCAUGGCCGAACUGGACGCUCAUAUCCGCAUCAUCAUCGCGCCUCAUUCUACAGAAUUGACGUGGAACGUGUUGGCGAAGAGGACGAGGAAGAACAGGAGGAGCAGGAAGGAAAGGAGAGCGAAGAAGAUCGAGGGCAAAGCCAAGGCGAAAGUAAAGGCAACGAGCGAGCCAAUGUAGGGGAUCAAGGAAUAACAACAGGUGCAAUCGAAGGGGCUGAAGGAUCUUCCGCUGCUUUUGGUUUAGAGGCUAUGGAGAGCACUGAUGGAUUACGACCUAAUCGGAACUCUGUCAUAAAAUCAAAUCAUAGCACUCUUCGACUUAAGGAUUUAGAUCCUGCUGACAUUAAUGAGGAUGAAGUCAACAACCAGAUUUUGACACUAGAGUCUGAAGUUCAAGAUCUCCUGAUUCAAAACGCACCACUGAUGUUUGGUGCUGCAACCAGUAGUCAGAAUGCUCGAGGUGGAAGGAGCAGUGGGGCCGCAGCAUCAGCAAGCAAGACACGCGUCAUACGCGGUAUACCAAAGGAGCUGCUCCAGGGAGCGGCAGAAACAGCAGUGGCUUUAGAGGAUAGCAAGGUCGACGUGAUAGUAGACGAGGAUGGAUGUGUAGAAGAGGAAGAAAAGACAAUAGAGGAGUUACUGGCGGAACAGGACGAGCAACUCAAGCAUUUUCUAACGCGAUAGGAGAUAAAAAUUUAUUACCGAUUUAUUAAUUGUUAUUCAUUGAUCUAAUACAUGC
Messenger RNA from Lobosporangium transversale, 4658 nucleotides. RefSeq lists its product as hypothetical. Gene Ontology annotation, molecular function: metal ion binding. The record is from RefSeq and is a predicted model, not a curated record. NCBI's taxonomy places the organism in Eukaryota, Fungi, Mortierellomycota, Mortierellomycetes, Mortierellales, Mortierellaceae. The transcript is spliced from 4 exons. Bases 161 to 4603 code for a protein of 1480 amino acids.